Melozone crissalis (California towhee) is the source of this 660-nucleotide messenger RNA. RefSeq names its product TMF1 regulated nuclear protein 1 (gene TRNP1). The transcript has 2 exons. Bases 1 to 660 code for a protein of 219 amino acids. Gene Ontology annotation, biological process: regulation of cell population proliferation. The record is from RefSeq and is a predicted model, not a curated record. NCBI's taxonomy places the organism in Eukaryota, Metazoa, Chordata, Aves, Passeriformes, Passerellidae. Gene Ontology annotation, cellular component: nucleus. Gene Ontology annotation, molecular function: DNA binding.
AUGCCGGUACCGCUGCCGUACCGAGCCCGGUGCAGCACCGAGCCCGUAGCGGUCCGGUACCGGUUACCGGUGCCGCGCCCAGCCCGGUGCCGGUGCAGUGCCGGCCCGUACCGAGCCCCGGGCCGCGCCGUGCCGGUCCGGGCUCGCGUGUCCCCCACCCCCUUCCCCCGUGCCGCGGCGGCGGCACCGGCACCUCCGAGCCCCUCCGGCGGCGACGCGCAGCGCCCGUCCCGCGGCGGCCCCGGCGGCGGCGGCGGCGGCGGCGAGGGCAAGAGCGGCGGCCCGGGCGCGGUGGAGCUGGCGGCGGCGCGGCGGCGGCUGGUGGCGGCCGAGGGGCGGCGGCGGGCGGCGGCCGAGCUGGAGGGGCGGGUGCGGCAGGUGCACUGCGCGCUGCUGCACGCCGAGCUGCGCCUGGCCGCCCGCGCCGAGACCCUGGGCCGCCUGGGCGCCGGCGUGGCCCAGGCGCAGCUCGCCCUGGCCGCGCAGAGCCAGCGGCUGCAGAAGGGGCUGCGCCGCCGCCCGCGGCCCCGGCCCGGGGCGCUGCUCGCCGCCGCCCGCGCCCUCCGCAGCUGCGUGCCCUGGGCCCCCGCGCGGAGCCGCGGCGCCGCCGCCGGCACCCCCGUGCGCCGCCUGCCCGCCGCCAGCCGCGGCUCCGCCUAG